AUGGGUGUCCAGAAGCGCACCAGGAAGUUUGCCCAGGUCAAGCGCAUCAUUGGCCAGCGCGACGCCCGCCUCAAGAAGAACCAGCUCGCCGCCGAUGCCGACCAGGCAAAGCAGAAGGCCGACUCUGUCGUGCGCGAGGUGCCCCAGGUCUCGUCGUCUUUGUUCUUCCAGUACAACACCGCCUUGGUGCCGCCGUACUCGGUCCUCGUCGAUACCAACUUCCUCUCUCACACCGUCCAACGCAAGCUCGAGCUGCUCCCCAGCAUGAUGGACUGCCUCUUCGCGAAAUGCUGCCCGGUGAUAACUAGCUGUGUCAUGGCCGAAUUAGAGAAGUUGGGCCCCAAGUACCGCAUUGCGCUCAGGAUAGCUCGCGAUGAGCGGUGGGAGCGCCUCGAAUGCGACCACAAGGGGGUCUACGCCGAUGACUGCAUCGUCGACAGAGUGCAGAAGCACAAGGUCUACAUUGUGGCCUCGAAUGACCGCGAUUUGAAGCGCAGAAUACGCAAGAUUCCCGGUGUGCCCAUCAUGUCAGUAGCCCGGGGAAAGUACGUGAUCGAAAGAUUGCCAGAUGCACCGGAGAAAUAA
Diplodia corticola is the source of this 585-nucleotide messenger RNA. Its product is annotated as rrna-processing protein fcf1. NCBI's taxonomy places the organism in Eukaryota, Fungi, Ascomycota, Dothideomycetes, Botryosphaeriales, Botryosphaeriaceae. The transcript is spliced from 5 exons. The coding region runs from base 1 to 585 and encodes 194 amino acids. The record is from RefSeq and is a predicted model, not a curated record. Gene Ontology annotation, cellular component: small-subunit processome; nucleolus.